Molecule: messenger RNA, 1001 nt
Organism: Phoenix dactylifera (date palm)
Lineage: Eukaryota; Viridiplantae; Streptophyta; Magnoliopsida; Arecales; Arecaceae
Cellular component (GO): histone acetyltransferase complex
Source: RefSeq, a predicted model, not a curated record
GCUUCGAAGGUCAAACUGCCCGAGGCCAACAGCGACCGAAAUUGAGAGUGAGGACUAUAAAGGGAUGGGGGGAGUGGCAGUGGGCACUGUGUUCUCAGGGUGUACGUGCUGCGGAUACGAGCUUGGGGUCAUCCUUCGGAAGGGAUCCCAAAUUGCCCAAUGGUAAUGGAGUCGGAAGGGCAAAGGACGGCUUCGAGUCCCGCGUCCAUGCUCUCGGCCCUUAUGGGCAAGAAAGAGAAACUUCAAGAAGAGCUCCGCAACAUCGAGAAGCAGGUCUAUGACUUGGAGACUAGCUAUUUACAAGAUUCAAAUCAGUGCGGAAAUGUGCUGAAAGGUUUUGAAGGAUUUCUAUCAUCAUCAAAGAGCGCCAUUAACUUAAAACGCUCAAGGAAGUUUCAGCCAGAUGAUAGGAUAUUCUCCUCAUCGUCAGUUACUUCACCUGCUGUUGAAGAACAUAUAGUUGGACGUGAUGAUGGAAGGGCUGAUUAUGGUGCAGGCCGAUUAAAGGGCGGGUACACUCCUGCUAAUGGACAAGGAAAACCGAAGAAGGGAGGAAGAAUUGCACUGAGAGAAGGAAAGAGAAUCCGGCCAUCAAAUGAAGAUAUUGAGGAUGAAGAUGAUCCUGAUGUAAGAUAACUUUGACCCAUGCUGAGCGGAAUGGACUAGCAGAAGGCUUGAUGUGAUCUCAGCUUUUUUUUGAAAAAAAAUUCAUAGAAGUCUCCUAAUUUUAUAAUGUAUGCUCAUACUAACUUUCAUCGAAUUUAGAAAACCUGACCUUUUGAUCAUGCUAUCUUUAUACCUCUGCUGAUCAUCAUUUAACUAGGGCAUUACGGCUUCCUUGUCGCUGUAUCUGAGUAAACUUCAUGGACACCUUUUAGUAGCCUGAUGGUAAAAAGGAAGGAUUUGCGACUUUGUAGUUUCCUUUGGGACAGACAUAUUCAUGUAUGGAUAUUUUUUAUUGGAAGGUAAAUUUGGAGAUAUGAGCUGAUAUGGCGUCCAGC